AUGUCUGUGUCGAGUGUACCGACUACCAAAUCAGGUGGAGUCAUAGUUCUUGUUGGUCUGGGAGCCGAUAGAGUUGAAAUUCCAAUUAUCGAAUCGGCCACAAGAGAGGUUGAUAUACGAGGAAUCUUCAGAUAUGUUAAUUGUUACCCAACUGCCAUUGAACUUCUUAGCUCUGGAAAACUGGAUCUCUCGGGACUGAGUCGUGCCCAUUACAAACUUGAAGAGACCUUGGAAGCCUUUAAGAGAACUCAAAAAGCUGAUGUUAUCAAAGUCUUUAUUCAAUGUUAA
Caenorhabditis briggsae is the source of this 288-nucleotide messenger RNA. The transcript is spliced from 3 exons. Gene Ontology annotation, biological process: D-sorbitol catabolic process. Gene Ontology annotation, molecular function: L-iditol 2-dehydrogenase (NAD+) activity. The record is from RefSeq and is a predicted model, not a curated record. The coding region runs from base 1 to 288 and encodes 95 amino acids. Lineage: Eukaryota; Metazoa; Nematoda; Chromadorea; Rhabditida; Rhabditidae.